AACAAGAUUGUUCAACGCCUUUAUGAGGAAAAUGGCAAUGAGUGCUAGACAUCCAGUUUCCAGUCUGGCAUAUAAGGAGCUUGGAAUGUGGAAGACAUCACUUCAUCAUAAAAACAAGUAAAAAGCUGAACAAACUGAAGAGCUUACAACUCUUGGAUCCAUCAGAGAAGUGAGGUCCCAAGGCAAAUUGCUCCCUUCAAAUUGGAGAGAUAGAGCUUGUAGAUUUUCAGUGGAAGCUGGGUAUGGCUGUGAGCUCGGACAGUUGCAGAUCUCUUAAGUAUCCUUAUGUUGCAGUGUUGCUGAAAGUGGCAGAUCAUUCAGGCCAAGUAAAGAACAAGUCCUUUGAAAUGACAAUUCCACAAUUUCAGAAUUUCUACAGACAGUUCAAGGAAAUUGCUGCAGUUAUAGAAACUGUGUGAAAACUGAUUACUUGGCUGAUAAAUUACUACCAUCAUCCUAAAAUCAUGGACUUCACCUCCUGUAACAAAACUGUAUAAGGGUCAAAUGGUAUUUAUUGAAUGAAAAUUGUACUUUUGUUUUUCCAUUUUUUAAUAAUAAAAAAAUUAGACAAACAGGAA
Messenger RNA from Lontra canadensis (Northern American river otter), 578 nucleotides. It is a transcript of the gene COMMD6, whose product is annotated as COMM domain containing 6. The record is from RefSeq and is a predicted model, not a curated record. Lineage: Eukaryota; Metazoa; Chordata; Mammalia; Carnivora; Mustelidae. Gene Ontology annotation, molecular function: NF-kappaB binding. The transcript is spliced from 3 exons. Bases 243 to 419 code for a protein of 58 amino acids.